Molecule: messenger RNA, 3155 nt
Organism: Nipponia nippon (crested ibis)
Lineage: Eukaryota; Metazoa; Chordata; Aves; Pelecaniformes; Threskiornithidae
Gene: ATG16L1
Product: autophagy related 16 like 1
Biological process (GO): autophagosome assembly
Cellular component (GO): Atg12-Atg5-Atg16 complex; autophagosome membrane; phagophore assembly site membrane
Molecular function (GO): protein binding; protein-membrane adaptor activity
Source: RefSeq, a predicted model, not a curated record
CAGCGGCAGGCAUUCGAGGAGAUCAUCGGGCAGUAUAACAAGCUACUAGAGAAGUCUGACCUUCAUGCAGUGCUGGCUGAUAAGCUUCAAGCAGAAAAAUAUGACAUGCAGAGCAGACAUGAGAUCAGUCCAGGGCAUGAUGGCACAUGGAAUGAUGCUCAGUUGCAGGAACUGGCACAGCUGAAGAUAAAGCAUCAAGAGGAGCUGACAGAGCUGCAUAAGAAACGUGGCGAGUUGGCCCAGUCUGUAAUUGAUCUGAAUAACCAAAUGCAGCAAAAGGACAAAGAGAUGCAGAUGAAUGAAGCAAAGAUUGCAGAAUAUUUGCAAAAGAUCUCUGAACUGGAAACAGAGUGCCAGGAAUUGCGUAGCAAACUGCAAGAUCUUGAGCGAGCUAAUCAGACACUGAAAGAUGAAUAUGAUGCUCUCCAGAUCACCUUCAAUGCCUUGGAGGAGAAACUGAGGAAAACUACUGAAGACAACCAGGAGCUGGUCUCACGUUGGAUGGCAGAGAAAGCACAAGAAGCCAAUCGUUUGAAUGCAGAAAAUGAAAAGGAUUCGAGGAGACGACAAGCCAGGCUGCAGAAGGAGCUAGCAGAAGCUGCCAAAGAACCCCUGCCUGUUGAACCGGAUGAUGAUAUUGAAGUGCUUGCAGAUGAAACCUCUGACACAGCUGAGGAGACAUCUCCAGUACGAGCUGUCAGCCGAACAUCCAGUAAGCGACUCUCCCAGCCAGCUGGAGGCCUUCUGGACUCUAUCACUAAUAUCUUUGGGAGGCGUUCUUUGUCCUCAUUCCCUGCUCCCCAGGAUAAUGUAGAGCCACAUCCAGGUGCCAGUAAAGAAGUGAGAGUGCCCACUACUGCCAUAUGUGUCUUUGAUGCACAUGAUGGGGAGGUGAAUGCAGUGCAGUUCAGCCCUGGCUCCCGGUUACUAGCAACAGGAGGCAUGGACCGGAGGGUUAAGCUUUGGGAAGUCUUGGGAGAUAGGUGUGAGCCCAAAGGUUCCCUCUCUGGUAGUAAUGCUGGGAUUACAAGCAUAGAAUUUGAUAGUGCUGGUUCUUACCUCUUAGCAGCUUCAAAUGACUUUGCCAGCAGAAUCUGGACGGUUGAUGACAAUCGAUUACGGCACACCCUGACAGGUCACAGCGGUAAAGUUCUGUCAGCCAAGUUCUUGCUGGACAAUGCACGCAUUGUUUCGGGAAGUCAUGACCGGACCCUCAAGCUCUGGGACCUCCGCAGCAAAGUUUGUAUUAAAACAGUGUUUGCAGGAUCUAGCUGCAAUGACAUCGUAUGUACUGAGCAAUGUGUAAUGAGUGGACAUUUUGAUAAGAAAAUUCGUUUCUGGGACAUCAGGACUGAAAGCAUAGUAAAAGAACUGGAGCUGCUUGGAAGAAUCACAGCUCUGGACCUGAACUCAGAGCGAACAGAGCUUUUGACCUGUUCCCGUGAUGAUCUACUAAAGAUCAUUGAUCUGCGAGUUAGUGCUGUCAAGCAGACAUUCAGUGCCCAGGGAUUCAAAUGUGGUUCUGACUGGACAAGAGUUGUGUUCAGUCCUGAUGGUAACUAUGUGGCUGCUGGUUCAGCUGAUGGGGCCCUCUACAUUUGGAACGUGCUCACUGGGAAAUUGGAGAGGACGCUUGCGAAGCAUCACAGUUCUUCUAUCAAUGCAGUCGCAUGGUCACCAGCGGGUGCCCAUGUUGUCAGUGUGGACAAAGGAAACAAGGCUGUCCUGUGGUCUGAAUUUUGACUGGACGGAGGGUGAAAGGCAGAGCAUCCAGCGCCUCUGUGUAUGGUGGUGCUGGUCCGUGGCUGAACAGAAUGGAGACCCGAGCCCAGAUCCAUCCUGAGUCGGGAUAUUAACAAGCACAUGGGCUUCACUUUCCAGAGGAAAGUUCUAAAGCAACGGAGAAGGAGCCUGAGUCAGACUUCUUACGGCCGUAACUGCACUGUGGUACUCGGAUUCAGCAAGGGAUUAGCUGUUCUGGAUGGAGAAUGCUACUUAGUCAUGCCUUUACAUGCAGUAUCUAUGCACCAAGUGGAGCUGAAGAUACUAACGGGAUUCCUCACCAGACAGCUGUGCCAAAUACCCUGUCACACAAAUGUAUCUACAGCACUUCUGAGUUGGAAAUGUUGGAAAGAAGUUACUGUGUAUGCUGACUUAAUACAUGUCCUGUCUCCUGUGUUCUGUUCUUGUGGCCUAGUUCAGGCAUGGGGUGAGAAGAUCCUGAAACAUGGACAGGUCCUAGGCAGUCUGAAGUGUUGGAGUGGCUUUUAAAGAGGGUCUCCCGCAGCUCUGGCAGCUCUGCCUUUGAGUUAUCAGCUCAAUUCAGAUCUGCUCCGAUCCUGACACGGGUUCUCCAGCACUGUUGUGAAUUUUUUGUAUCAGUUUCACCUGUUCUUAAGGCAAUGGUCCAUUCUUCAGGACUUGGGCACCCUUUUGUUAACAUGCCCUUCAACAGCUUGGGUGUCACAAAACAGGAGAUUUUUAAUCUUUUUAUUCCACAGGCAGUUUGGUUACUGGGCGUGAGGAGAGAGAAGUUCAACUUCUGUUGUGCUGCUGUGAUAAGGAAUGUAGUCAUACUGUGACUUCGGUACCAGAGUAUAGAUGUUUGGUCCCUUUUUCUGUUCAUCCGUCCUGUCCUGGAGGCUGUCAGUAGAACACAGGGGAGCAGUGGGGUUAAAUCCCAAAUCCAUUGUUUUGGUGCUGGCAAUUCCAGGCCACUUGCCCCCUUCUUGAGCACACGUGCAAUAUUCCUGUUUGCGCUGGAGCCCUCUCUGUGCUACGGAGCAGUGUCUUGACUCUGUCCCUCUUUAAGCAUCCAAAACCAUGAUGUGGCUGGGUGUGAGCUACCUGGCAGAACUUUAUCCAGCCAAACUUUUCCACAUCAUCUGGGCCUCAAGACAAGCCACCAGCGUUUUAUUGCCUUUUUAUUUGCACUUUAUUUUCUUCUUUCCUGAUAGUGUUUUACUAAGGAAGUGUGUUCUUUGGAAGGCUGGAUUAGGGGGCAGCCACUAUAACAGGCAUCUCUCUAACCUAGCCUUUUGUUCAGACACUUUCUGCAGAGGGGAGUUAGAGUAUAUGGGGCAAAGUUUUUAUUUAUUCAGCUGCCCAUAAGAACUUGAUUGUAAAUAAACCUGUGUUCUGCUUUUAAAACCCCA